AUGGCUGCUCAGACUUGUGCGCUGACCAGAGACUCAAAAGCCAAGUGGCAGCUGGGCCUUGACUUUGCUGCAAGUGCCAGAGGGGAAGCUCAGCUGGAAAAGCUUAGAGCUCUGCACAAAGAGCAUGCCAGGGCAGAGGCCAGAGUCUGCAACGCUAUGGCGUACAAUAGUGCUUCAGAUCGACGAUGGGAAUGGUCCAGGGCACAACAGGCCAGUGCAAUCUGGGCUGCAGCUGCCCUGGUGCGCCUUUACUGACAUUGGUCUCUUCUCUUGACUCCAACUAACCAGAUUCAGGACCUGCAUGCGCAGACCAGGCUCACUGGCCUGCAGCUUCCGGAUCUGCAAGACUUUCCACUGAGGGAGCACAAGACUAGACACCUGGCCUUGUCCUCUCAAAUGAUGAUGGAUUUUUUGGAGGAGCUGCAAGUGAAUGCUCCAGAGGCGGUGCAAGCAGCCGUGGGGAAGACCAACCAAUCAUGGGGCAGCGCUAUCGCUGUUGCACGGCAGGUGGGGUCGCUUGCAGAGACGCCAGAGCAGCCUUCAGGAUGGGCAAAGAGGAGCCGCAGGGGGCAUAGAGGAUCUCUGUGGGUCUCAGACAACAGUCCAAGGCUGGUGGACCGCAUCCAGUCAGCUGGGCCAAGCAGCGCAGGAAGUGAGUGCUGGGUCUGCCUCCAAAUUCAGUGUCACAAGCAGAAUGCUGAUUGUGCUUGCUUACUUGUAUUCACAGACACCUUUGGUUAA
Molecule: messenger RNA, 741 nt
Organism: Ceraceosorus bombacis
Lineage: Eukaryota; Fungi; Basidiomycota; Exobasidiomycetes; Ceraceosorales; Ceraceosoraceae
Source: the annotation of a GenBank genome assembly